Cheilinus undulatus (humphead wrasse) is the source of this 1704-nucleotide messenger RNA. RefSeq names its product Ras-related associated with diabetes (gene rrad). Gene Ontology annotation, molecular function: GTP binding; calcium channel regulator activity; GTPase activity. The transcript is spliced from 5 exons. NCBI's taxonomy places the organism in Eukaryota, Metazoa, Chordata, Actinopteri, Labriformes, Labridae. The record is from RefSeq and is a predicted model, not a curated record. Gene Ontology annotation, cellular component: plasma membrane. Gene Ontology annotation, biological process: negative regulation of high voltage-gated calcium channel activity. Bases 114 to 1043 code for a protein of 309 amino acids.
GACUUGAGCAAAAGCGCUUUUUCAGCUACGACUACGAUUGAAUCUGAGGAUUAGCCGAUUGGAUUGCCUUCGUUGGAUUUUAUUCCCACAGACGAACCCUCACUAGAAGCACAAUGACUUUGAACAAAGGUGACAAAUUGCGAAACAUGGACAAGAGAAGAGGAAGCAUGCCGUUCCCCAUGAAUCUACCGAACCUACACCGGAGAAGCAUGCCCGUGGACGACCGGGACCUGCGCGCCACGAUGCCACAGACUGGUCAGACGGACGAGCUGUCCAACCUCCUGCGCUGCACGUCCUACUCCCCCACCGAGCAGCACCGAGGCAGCUGCGCGUCCGACUCCUCUGACUCUGUCAUCUCCACCGGCAGCGAGGCGGAGUCCCAGGUGUACAAGGUGGUUCUCCUUGGGGAGCACGGAGUCGGCAAGUCCAGCCUGGCACGCGUCUUUGGAGGAGUUGAGGAUGCUGGUCACGACUGCGAUGAACCAGGAAACACUUAUGACAGAUGUAUCCUUGUAGAUGAAGAAGAGGCAUCAAUCAUGCUGUACGACAUCUGGGAACAGGAUAACAGCCAGUGGCUGAAAGAACAGUGCAUGAGGAUGGGGGACGCCUACAUUAUUGUGUAUUCAGUGACAGACAAAUCGAGCUUCGAGAAGGCCUCAGAGCUGCGGAUUCAGCUACGCCGGGCCAGGCAGUCAGAGAACAUUCCCAUAAUCCUUGUGGGCAAUAAGAGUGACCUGGUGCGGUCCAGAGAGGUGUCUGUAGAUGAGGGAAGUGCCUGCGCCGUCGUCUUUGACUGCAAGUUCAUCGAGACCUCUGCCUCACUCCAUCACAACGUUCAGGAUCUAUUCGAGGGCAUUGUCAGACAGAUUCGCUUGAGGAAAGACAGCAAGGAGGAGAAUGCACGUCGUAUGGCCAACUGCAGACGCAGAGAGAGCAUCGGCAAGAAGGCCAAACGGUUUCUGGGCCGCAUGGUCGCACGCAAGAACAAGAAGAUGGCUUUCAGGCAGAAAUCAAAGUCCUGCCAUGACCUUACGGUUCUCUGAGGAAGAGACUGGGACAGAUGGACAAUUUUUUUUCUUUGGCCUCUAAAGACCAGACGCUGUGUGUGUGUUUUAACACUAACCCUAAAGGACUAAUAGAGCUGUACAGGAAUAUAUUUUUUAUUUUUUAGACACCUACCAAAAGAAAAGAGAGGACUUGAUAAGAAUUGUAUCAUUACCGUUAUAAUGGUGAUAACCUGCAUGAUGCUUUGCAGUCAUCAUUAUUUAAUUUGAUAUUAUUUUAUUUUAUUGUCCGCCUUAAAAAUGUUGCUGUUGCUGUUGCUGUGGAUUUGUAAAUCCACAAAGGCUUGUUUUUUUUCUAAUGAGUUGCCUUGCUGUUGGGUCAUUGUUUUAGCCCCUCUAUCAGAGGGGAUUGAUGUACAUACUAUAACAUGCAUAACAUACAUCUCAUUAUCCUAAAAGAUGCAGUAAACAUCACAGUGCUAGGCCAUUUGGAGUCAUGAUUACUUGAAGCGUGGUACGCAGGUUCGUGCCUCAGCCAAGUUACUGAGGACUAGUCAAAAAAUGAAAGAAAACUUCUGUUUUUCUAUAAAAAAUGGAAUCCAGGUUGUGAAUGUAUGAGUAAAGCAAUAAGUUAUUUUAGUCUCGUGAACUUUGAAAUGAGUUGGAAAUUCUUUGUUUACGUUGAUUUCCUUUUUCAAUA